ACAAUGAUUUCGAAGUUGAUCAAAUGAUUUAUGUUGAAUCGAUCGGAGAAGAAGAAGAUAUUGUUUCAAAAGCUUCUAAAUUGUUAUAUCUUCUUAGCAGAGGUUCAUUGGAAACUGAUCAUCAGUCAACUGAGAGUAAAUCACUUAUUGGGCUUAGUGUCAAGUGUGAACAAGAUGCUUAUAAUCUUUACAACGAUCAUGCUUUUGAAAAUGGAUUUGGUAUUCAUAGAUACAAACAGAGGUUUAGGAGUGGCAAUGUAAGUUUGAUUAUGAAGUCUUACUGUUGUUGGAAAGAAGGAAAGAAACAACAAAAGGGUACUGAAAACAAAAUGUAUACGAAGUUAGAUUAUCGGUCUGAUUGUAAAGCGAAGUUACAGUUUUCUAUUAGUAUUGAUGGUGAAUGGACUGUUUCAAAGCAUAUUAUUGAUCACAACCAUGCUUUUUGUCCAAUUGAUCAAAGACACCUGCUGAAAUCACAUAGAGGCAUUGAUCGUGAGUAUCUUGAGUUUAUUAUGUUGAUGAAGGAGAGUGGGACAAAGGUUUCAGAUGUUCACAGGAUGCUUCAAAAACAGGCUGGUGGUGUUAGUGCUCUUGGAUUCACAAAAGGUGAUGCUUAUAACGUUCUAGAAUUUGAAAGAAGUAAAACAUUUGAUGGUACUAAUAUUAACACUUUGAUUGGUAUAUUGAAGAAAAGGGCUGAAGUGGAAUCUGAUUUUUUCUUUGAUUUUGAGCUGGAUGACAGUGUACUGAGUUGUUUUUUCUGGAGAGACGGUCAAAUGAGAUCCGAUUAUGAGAGGUUUGGAGAUCUAGUUGUGCAUGAUACAACUUACAGGACUAACAAGUAUGACAUGAUAUGUGGUCCGUUUAUUGGUAUGAAUCAGCACUGUAAAAACAUAAUGUUUGGUUGUGGCUUUAUGCUGAACGAAAAGGUGGAGUCUUUUGUUUGGUUAUUUCAAAAUUUUGUUAAAUCUAUGGGUGGUAAGCACCCCAUCAGUUUCAUGACAGACCAGUCAUUUCCAUGGCAGUGGCUAUCAAAUCUGUGUUUCCUGGAGCAAGACAUAGACUCUGCACUUGGCAUAUAGAUGAAAAUUCAAAGAAACACAUCAUGCAUCUACGCAAGAAGUUAAAUUUUGUUCCUCUGUUUGAUUAUGUUGUGAAGCAAUGUGACACAAUUGCAGAGUUUGAUUUCUAUUGGAAUGAAUUGAAUAGAGUUUAUGAAUGCAGUGACAACACAUGGUUGAAUAGGUUGUAC
This is a messenger RNA of Cuscuta europaea, 1252 nucleotides long. Lineage: Eukaryota; Viridiplantae; Streptophyta; Magnoliopsida; Solanales; Convolvulaceae. The record is from the annotation of a GenBank genome assembly.